Molecule: messenger RNA, 1676 nt
Organism: Nymphalis io (European peacock)
Lineage: Eukaryota; Metazoa; Arthropoda; Insecta; Lepidoptera; Nymphalidae
Product: S-phase kinase-associated protein 2-like
Exons: 13
Coding region: 76-1590 (504 amino acids)
Biological process (GO): SCF-dependent proteasomal ubiquitin-dependent protein catabolic process
Cellular component (GO): SCF ubiquitin ligase complex
Molecular function (GO): protein binding
Source: RefSeq, a predicted model, not a curated record
UCUAAUUUCGUCAAAUUAUUGAAUAGUGAUGACGUUCGAUCUUUGAUCCUUAGAAGAGUAAAAAUUAUAAUUAAAAUGAAUGCAAGUAGUGUAGAAGAUGACCAUACUUCUUCUGCUCUCGAUGUCAUCGAAAGUCCUCGGAAAAGAAUGCGCUUAGACAACUCAUCGCGUAAAUCUUGGAGUUUGAUGGACCGGAGAACGGACACAGAUGUAUUACAAGAGAUGGGCGUUAGUUUACUAGAGCCAGACGAUGGGGAGAACAAUUGUGAAUCAACGAGUAACAGUACACAUAGACAACUUAAAAGGAAACGUGAUAUAGAAAAUGUGAACCCCAACAUAUCCAGGGUGCUCAGCCCCCCGGGGAAGUCGAGCCCUGGACCGUCGCGAAAGAGCCCCAGGAGCUGUGAUAAAUUACCCCUACAACCAACGGAACACACGCUGGACACGACUCUGACCAGCGCUUAUUUGAUAGAAGAGGAAACACCCCUGGGACAGUCAGUCAGUGCAAGCUACAAGCACACGAGCUCUGGAUACAGCGCGACCACCACUAGCGGCAAAAAACUUAAGGAGAUUGAACGUCCAUCAGAGGAGCCCGUUAGCGUUAUCGGAACCCUCACCUCCAGCAGGGACACAUUCUCAAUGUUACCUGACGAGUUAGUGCUGGCCGUGCUGCGCUGGCUGCCGAAGAGAGCUCUGGCUCAUUGUGCUCUCGUUUGUAAGCGAUUAUACAGACUAGCCUGCGACGAAACGCUCUGGCAGAGGCUAGAUUUAGGCAACAAGACCCUAGCAAAAGACGCUCUAGGUAGGAUAUUAGCCAGGAAGCCUGUCAUCGUCAGACUUGCCAGUUCAGAGAUCGCGGCGUGGCGGCCGGCGGCGGCGGCGGCGGCGUCCCGCGUGCAGUACCUGGACCUGAGCAUGUGCUCGCUGGACGCGCGCACGCUGGAGCACGCGCUGCGCGCCUGCCCCGCGCUGCGCAAGCUCAGCCUCGAGAGCGUGGCGCUCGGCGCACACGCGCAGCGCCUCAUCGGCAAAUGCACGAACUUGGAAACACUCAACCUCACAAUGGCUCAAGGAAUUACAGCUGAAGGAUUGACAUACAUACUGGAAGGGUGUACAGGCCUCCAGUCACUAAACAUAUCGUGGUGCAAUUUAAGCGAAGCCGCGUUAAACGUUCUCGUGACGAUGUUACCGCCGAAGCUGCAACGAUUGAACGUGAGCGGCGCCAGGAUCAUGACUGAUGAAAUGGUGUCCGCGCUGGUGGCGCGCUGCCCCCGCCUGCUGGACCUGGACGUGUCGGACUGCUCGCGGCUGGGCGUGGCGGCGCUGGGCGCGCUGCUGGCGCUCGGCCGCCUGGAGCACCUCGCGCUCAGCCGCUGCUACCUGCUGCCGCCGCACACGCUCAUGAAGCUGAGCAGCAUGACGUCCUUGCAGUAUCUUGAAGUGUGGGGUAUGCUGCAAAGUGGAUCUCUGAACACUCUAAGGAAAGCUCUCCCCGCUAUACAACUCAAUCAAUUUAUGUUCAGUGCUAUCGCGAGACCCACCAUCGGUACGAGACGAACAUCCAUCUGGGGCCUUAGGACAAGAGACUGAUAAAUAUAAUUUAAUAUAGUGUAAAUAUUUAUUGUAAUUAAGUGAAAUAAAUCUUUUAAAAUCGUAAAUAAAGUGAUCAUUUUGUA